CGUCGCGGCCCCACAGUCGCGUCGGCGCUCCGUUCGCCAGCCGUCGUCAAACUUGUUCCUCCUUCGGGCCCGUAACGUGUCUCAGUUAUUUCACCCGAUGAUGUGCAAACCGUAGAUUUCGAAACUCGUAAUCUGCAAAUUCGAGGGGUACGCGAGUGUCUGAAUUCGCAUUGGAUCCACUGCUCGGGGUCCUUAGCGGUCCCCGAGAGGACCGCGAUGUCUCUGCGCACCGCGGCGGGCCCAAGCCCGACUUGAGAGGACGACUGAAGAAGAUAGACUACCAACCGAUUCGUGAGCAACGUCCCAAAAAAUUAAUUGCCCCUUGAUGAUACUGUUAAUGUCGAAAUAAUAACAAUCGGCUUAACAAAUAUUAUUAGAGAAUUUCGUAACAAAAUAUUGUUGCAAUAAUUAAAUUAAAUUAAAUAACAAAUAAUUAUUACUCGAAAAUCAAGAGAAAGUAGCGACUACCAGUCGAUUCGCCACGGGAUCUCGGAAGAAUUAUACACGAUGUGCGCGCGAUGUCGGAGACUCCAGUAAUUUUCCAUUUUCGUAGUUUAGAAUUGACUCGUAUAUUUGCAAUCGCAAGCUCUGAUUGAAAUAAGAAUGCGAGAACAUGUGGAGCAAGUUUGUAAGCAAAGGUGCAAAGGAUGAAAAGUAGAAAAGAUGCGUGAAGAGAAAACAGACUUGCGUGAUCAACGAAAGGGAUGCGAUAAUAAUGUAUGCGGUUCGAGGAUAAACACUGACUUUAUCAGCAAUUCUCAGCACUAUCUUUGAACUGGACGAUCUGCGCGUCCGACUCCAGCAACAAAUUGGAUCUCCGCUUCGGAGGACCAUAUUUAGAUCUGACUGUCGACGAAUAGUAAUUUCUUCUAAUGAAUACAAAUUAGAUGGAUGAUUGCGUUAAAAUCGACGAAGUGUGCGUAUCUUGUAAAUAUCGAGUGAUCUGUGAAUACCGAGACGAUUCGAGUGAGAUCGCAGUGAGAACCGGAUGAGACGUGUCGAAUGGAGUGACGCUGAUAUUUCUCGCAGAUCAUCGUCAUCGUGGAUCAUCGAUGUAGCGCGAUGUCGGCCUGGUGGCCUGUCGUGGCGGCGACGCUGUGCUUCUGGAUAUGCGCUGGGAGCCAAUUGAGCGAUAAUACACCGCCCAUAAUGUGGCUGGAUCGGAACUGGAGGCUUCCGGAGACUGAGCCGGUGGGGAACGUCAUAACCAGGGUUCGCGCCGAGGACAACGAGCAAGACAAGUUGACUUACGGUCUGGAGCCGCACGAUCAUUACAACGGAAAUAACAAGCCUCAGCCGCCAUUACCUUUCUUCAUCGAUAACAGGACCGGCAUAGUUUUUCUCAACGAAACUCUCAAAGGGAGAGCAGGCCAGAACCUGUUACUCUAUGUGACCGUUUCUGACGGUCAGCUCACAGCGAAGACUGAGGUUUACGUCAACAUCGAGAACGCAUCGGCACCGAAUCGGGGAAAGACAAGGAUACCAUAUCCAAAUCAACACGGUGCCGGUGGCCGGAUACGACCGCCCUUCGGGAUACCAAAUAUCGGGAUACCAAAUCUGCCGAACUUUCCCUCGCCUUUACCUCCCUUACCACCGAAACAGUAUCAUCCUGAAACCACAAAACUCGAGAUAGAGAAAAUAAAACCUAACGAUAAUGACAGCGUCGGCGGCGGUACCGUCAGUACCGUCAGUACUGUUACUGAAGAGAACGUCCACGUAAACGAAGUAGAGGGUCCUGCGUUGAGCUCGAAGGUCUCACCCUCCGCCGCGCCGUCUUCGCAAGACAUGGCGAUGACGCUGGUACCGGUGGCGGCUGGAUGCGUCCUCGUUGUAGGUCUCGGCAUGGGCGUUUGGUCCCUGAGGAACAGAUUUUGCGGCAGUCGCAAAUCCAAGACGGACACGAAGGAACAGGCGACAGUCAGUGUUUCUAAUCUAUCCGACGAUCCUUCUCUCGUCCUGAAGAGGUGGCGAGGUCCAAAGGCUCACAAUAAUCGUUACCAGCCGUGGGAGAAAGAAUUCCAAGCAGGCAUUCAGAAUAAACAGGAAGAUAAAUGGGAAUUUCCCAGGCAUAGAUUGAAGGUCUUCAACAUCCUCGGCGAGGGUUGUUUCGGUCAGGUGUGGAAGUGUGAGGCUCUAGAUAUCGACGGCAAAUCCGGCCCCACGAUCGUGGCGGUGAAGACCCUAAAAGAGAAUGCCACCGAGCGAGAACGAUUGGAUCUCGCGCAGGAGCUACGCGUCAUGAAGAAUCUAGAUCCCCAUCCCAACGUAGUGCGGCUUCUGGGAUGUUGCACCGAACGGGAACCCAUGUUUGUCAUUCUGGAGUACGUGAGCGGCGGCAAGCUGCAGAGUUUCCUCAGAGCCUCCAGAGAGGAGAGGAAUCAUGGAGGGGCAGGGUUGACCUCCAGAGAUCUUACUGGAUUUGUGUAUCAGAUCGCCAAAGGUAUGGAAUACCUGGCGUCAAAGGGUAUUAUCCACAGGGACUUAGCUGCCAGGAACAUCCUGAUCGACGAGAACCGUGCGUGCAAAGUGGCGGACUUUGGCUUUGCCAGAGACGUAGCGGCUAAUCAGAUUUACGAGAGAAAAUCCGAAGGUAGACUGCCAAUCAGGUGGAUGGCACCUGAAAGUUUAUAUGAUAACAUAUUUUCCGUUAAAUCGGAUAUCUGGAGCUUCGGCGUCCUGAUCUGGGAGAUCGUGACACUGGGAUCGACACCGUAUCCUGGUCUCGCUGCCGCAGAGGUAAUGCGGAAGAUCAAAGAAGGCUACAGACUGGACAGGCCUGAGCACUGUAAAAGAGAACUUUACAAUAUUAUGUACUAUUGCUGGGACAAGGAUCCAGCAUGUAGACCGUCCUUUGCCGAGCUCGUUAACUUGACCGAAGGCUUGCUGCUUGACGAGACAGACUAUAUUGAGCUCGACAGGUUUCCAGAUCACUCAUAUUACAAUGUGCUCAAUCUCAGCGGAGAGAAACUGUAAAAACUCACGUGAUGAUCGUUAAUGUUAUGUCAUCCGAUUUUCGCAUAGAUAAGCUGCCACACGUUUCUGCAAUAGCAUUAUCUCUCUCUCAUUUAAUUGAAUGCAUUUUCACAUGAUUACGCGAGUAAACCUUUUGGACUAAAUUAUCAAGCUGGCAAUUUUUUUAUCCUUUUAACCGAAAAGGAUUAUUAAAUUAUAUACGACUGAUCAAAAAAUAAUAUUGCAUUUUUGUAAUAAUGUUUAAUGUUUGCUCGAGAAUGAUUUGAUCCUUUUGUGCUCCUCAUAGCAUAAGACUGUUCGAUCGUUCUGUUAAAUACUCACGUGUGCGUACAUACGAUAAAUACACGAUUUGUAAUAAUUAAGAACGGAAAAAGCAAUUAAAUUUAAACGUGACGUCAUACUUACAAGUCGAAGAAAAGUAUUCCUAAUACUUUAGUCGCUACUCAUUCAUGUCUAAACAUGAACUUGUAUAUAUGUAUUGAGUUAAACAUUGUUGUAAGUUAUUGUACAAUAGUGUGUUAUAAGACUAAAUAAAUCUACAUACAUUAUA
Solenopsis invicta (red fire ant) is the source of this 3523-nucleotide messenger RNA. RefSeq names its product tyrosine kinase receptor Cad96Ca (gene Cad96Ca). Gene Ontology annotation, cellular component: membrane; signaling receptor complex. The transcript is spliced from 8 exons. Bases 1063 to 2973 code for a protein of 636 amino acids. NCBI's taxonomy places the organism in Eukaryota, Metazoa, Arthropoda, Insecta, Hymenoptera, Formicidae. Gene Ontology annotation, biological process: positive regulation of kinase activity; multicellular organism development; protein phosphorylation. Gene Ontology annotation, molecular function: calcium ion binding; transmembrane receptor protein tyrosine kinase activity; ATP binding. The record is from RefSeq and is a predicted model, not a curated record.